Closterium sp. NIES-67 is the source of this 2328-nucleotide messenger RNA. NCBI's taxonomy places the organism in Eukaryota, Viridiplantae, Streptophyta, Zygnematophyceae, Desmidiales, Closteriaceae. The record is from the annotation of a GenBank genome assembly.
UUCACGAGUAAAUUACUCUGAUUCUCUGAUUUUCAGAGUUGAUUUUGUGUACCACCCUUACGCCUCUGGGUAAAUUUUUUAGAUUUUAUGUUUUCUCUGAUAAGCCAGGGUUUUUUUUUGUACCACCCUGAGGGGUUUACUACCGCCGAGCUGGCCCACGUCAUAUGUUGCCAGACCCACCCUUGCUGGCAGAUAACCUUCUCUCCUAUUGGACACUAGUGUAUUUUUUACGCAGGUUUCGGCGCCACACCCGAGUUUACCACGUCGACUGUUGCCACACUUGUACUCGCUUAGACCCUCCUCCGUUCCCGAAGCGUCGACUUACCGCCCCCCCAGUAGAGCCUCUGCCGCUCCCGAGUCUAAGCAGCGACGAAUGGGAGCGUGAAAUGGAAGAGGCGGAUCUGUCGGUUGACAAGCCGGCAGAUCCUCCACCUCCGGAUCCUGUGCCCUCGUCGCCGGCAUCUGCAUCAACAUCGUCGGCUAAGAAGAGACGACGAUACCAGCAGAGACAUGUGCCCUUCGCGCCUCCUCCCAAGAUAACGCCGCCAGCAACCCCUGCCCCCGUCGUUGAAGCAGAGCGACCCCUCGCACCAACGUCGGCCGAGAUGAAGGCCAAAGCUUAUCUUGCUGCUCAGAAGAAAUAUACCUCAGAUUGGCAUGGAAGGUUUCCUUGGCUCGUCUUGGAUAAAACUGACGAUGGCUCACCCUGUUUACGUUGCAGUGUGUGCAUGCAGCAUGGCAAGCCGACAGCCCGCUACGGUCGCGAUGGGCCUGGCGGCAGGGACUUACAGAUUGGCAGCAUGCGGUGGCACGAGGAGAGCACCAAGCAUGAGGCGUAUGGAUUCAGGGAGAUGGUGAAAGCCAUGGUGGCUUUCUUGAAGGCACAGCAGAUGGAGCACAUCGACUCCUCCCCGUUCAUCGGCAUCAGCUGCGACGAGAGUACCGACCGCACCCGCGGAAAGCACCUCAUCGUCUUCGGCACCUUCUUAAAGAAGCGGCGCGUCGUCACUGAGUUCUUGAGCCUGCUCACCAUCGACAAGUGUGAUGCUGCGUCGCUCCAGUCUGUCCUGCUGGGUCACCUUGAAGGGAGUGGCAUUGAGCUUCAAAAGAUCGCCGGUAUUAGCACCGAUGGGGCAUCGGUGAUGACCGGCGAGAAGAACGGGCUCGUCGCUCGACUCCGACUGCGUAUCCCGCACCUUGUCGGUUGCCAUUGCAUUGCACAUCGGAUUCUCGGCGCAGUCAUCGUCGUCUUCAUCGAGUACAAGCACAAGCACGUUGCGCUUCUGAAGUCCUUCAAGUUCCACUUCUGCCUCAACUUCCUCGCCGACAUCCUCGCUGAGCUCAACACUCUGAACAGGUUUUUCCAGCGCCGCACGGUGGACAUCACGCUCGUCACCCAAGAGGUCGACCGCACUGUCACCUACAUCAAGCACCGAUACAUCGAGUACGGGGAGCGGUUCGGCGGCGGGCUCAACAAGCAGCUCGACAAGUUCCUCGCCCGCUACAAGGAGGGCAGGGGGUCGCUCGAGGUGCACGGCAUCGCGGCGGAUGGCUCUCCCUGCACGCACAAGUUCGAGCUCACGUUAUCGCGCAUCCCGGGACAUGCGUUCGGCGGCACUCCUUCCGACUGCGAAGACCUUUGCACGGCGUUCGCCAAGGAGACAGUGGGGUGCUUGGAGGGGCGGCUGUGGGACAUGAAGCGGAUGGAGGGGUCAAAGCUCUACAAGGUGGACCAGUGGCCCAAGAAGACAGAGGUGCGGGAGCGCCGGUGCCGCAAGUGGGCUGAACAGAAUAUGGCGCUGUUUGACAACAAGCUGCCAGGAGUCGAACUGCGAGCGAUGGAGUUGGAGCUGAAGACCUUUUGCCACAUCAUGAAGACUCAUCGCAAGGACGACGACUUCGCCCAGGGUUUGGCCAAUAUGAUGAAGACGAAGGACUGGUCCAAGUCGUACCCGAACCUGAUGCGGAUGUGGCAGGCGCUGGCGGUGUUGCCCUUGAGCACCGUCGAGUGCGAGCGCGGAUUCUCACGGCAGAAUGUCAUCAAAGGAUGGCAUCGCACAAGCCUGUGCGAUGCCACCCUUGGUGAGUUGAUGACCAUUAGCAUGCUGGACUACGACAUGGACUACCCCCAGAUCGUGGAGAAGUGGAGGCGCAUUAGGCACCGUAGGCAAGCUAGGAAUGUUGAAUUUGAGCAGGAAAUUCCCCUCUUCCCACAGCAGAAGGAUGUUGUAGAGAGCUCAGACGAUGAGAGUGUCGGAGGUGGGAGUGAGGAUGACAACGUGGAUGAUGAUUAUUAGUUAUGUAAUAUUGUGCUAUGCUUUAUUACUA